Brassica rapa (field mustard) is the source of this 3314-nucleotide messenger RNA. Its product is annotated as rho GTPase-activating protein 2. The record is from RefSeq and is a predicted model, not a curated record. Gene Ontology annotation, biological process: signal transduction. NCBI's taxonomy places the organism in Eukaryota, Viridiplantae, Streptophyta, Magnoliopsida, Brassicales, Brassicaceae. Gene Ontology annotation, molecular function: GTPase activator activity.
AAUGAAUUGGGAGAGAAGAAGAAGGAGAGAGGAUAAUGGGAGAAGCGGAGGAAGAUAUUUUUUUUCUUUUUUUUUUAAGGGUGUUAAUGGCAAAAGGGUAAAUAUGAAUGAAUAGGGAGGUUAAUUAGUGGAUGUAGUGACACUGCGUCUCUCUCGCUCUCUCUGUCAGCGGCGGGCUUAUCUGAUUAAUUGUUUGCCCCCAGCGACGAUUUCAAUUUCGAACCCUAAUAAACAUUUUUUUUUGCUUACAAAUGUCGAGACGAUGAGGAAGACAAUCACGUGAGGGAACACGUGAUAUUUUUUUUUUACGUUUUAUCGAAGCCCAAAUGAUUUUUCAAUCUGGCCCAAUUUCUUGACGUAACUUUGUUGCUUUAGAGAGUUUUGUUUUAAUCUAAAAGUAAAAGAAAAAACUCAAGGAGAGUUUUGUUUAGUGAAAUAAAAAUCAGUUUGUCAUAAAAAUAAAUUUUUAGUAAUGUCGACAACCAAGAAUUAACCUUUAGUCGGUUCUUGGUGUAAUGACGGUUUCUUGACGGCAGUCUUUGUUUUGGACAGUUUUCAGCCACCACUAUAUUGUUGCUCCUUUUUUUUUGAGGCUUGGGGAUAAGAGACACUUCGGUAAACAAGAAGCAUGUUUGCUUUUCAGUGUGUCAUCAGUUGAUCCAUGGACUUCUCUAUGAUCAUGCGGUUUUGGAUUGGAUUUGUUACAUUUAAGCUCGAUGUAUAAUCAAUUAUUUGCAAAUGUUUCUAUCUUGUAAGGUUUAAGAGACUAUUCAUUUUUAGUGCAACAGUUGAUCAAUGAAUUCUCUCAUAUCAUGCAGCGAUCACUGGUUAUAUUGUUUGGAUUGGAUUUGUUAGAUUUAGGCUCGAUUUAUUAGCAAUUAUUUUCAAACAUUUCUAUCUUUUAAGGUCUAAGAGACUAUUCAUUUUUAGUGUAGCAUCAGUUGACACAUGACUUCUCUCAUAUCAUGCAGCGAUCACUGGGUUAUGUUGUUCAGAUUAGAUUUGUUACAUUUAAACUCGAUAUAUUAUCAAUUAUUUUCAAAUAUUUCUAUAUUUUAUAGUCUAAGAGACAAUUCAUUUUUCCAUAGAGCAAAUAUGUUUUCACAAGUCACAAUGGCAUAAUAAUUUAUCGAUAGUCGAUUAGAAUUUUUUUUUCAUCAAAUAAAAAAGGAUGCAAUACGAAGACUUUUAGAUAACGUAGGUAUUAUUUGAGUAUUCAUAGGUGAUACAAGAUGGUACUUCACUGUCUUUGUGGUUAAAAUCUCCGCUGAAAUCAAAAAUCUUGUAUAUUGGAUAAUGAGAUGUAGUUUAGCCAGAAAAAGAAAACUAAGAACCAACCAGAUAACACAUAGAGUGGCACUAUGGUAGAUUUUACAAAACAUCUCAGGGUAAAAACGUGAUUCACAUUAAAAGCCAAACAUUACAUAAAAGCAUACCAGUCUCCUCCAAGAGGGAGAGAAAUUUGAAAACGAGUGGCCGUUGGGUUUCGAAUCCAACCAAAAAAAGACAGAAAUUCAAAAAGACAAAUCUCACCCAAAAAAUAAUAUUAAUAUCCAAUAAAAUAAAGAGAGAAAAACCUUUUCGAGAACUUCAAAAAUCAAACUUACUCCAAAGAAAGAGAGAGAGAGAAGUAGAAGAAGAAGCACAAAGUCCAGAGAGAGAGUUUCUUCAUUGUUCGAGCGAUCUUUGUCUCUACCACAUCCUUUUGUCUCCUUCUUGGGUGAGCAAUGACGGGGCUUGUGAUGGUGACUAAAUCCACCGUUGGCUGCGGCGGAGGAAAAGGAGGAGGGAAGACCAAAUCCACCGUGGAGGAGGAGGAAGAGCAGAACCAGCAACAACUCUCUCUUGUUGAGUUUCUACUAACAGCUCUCCGUAAAUCCGUAAUAUCCUGCCGUGUCGACAAUAACCAGCAAGACGACGUCGUAGGAGGAGGAGGAGGGAUCUCCUCAGCCGUUCAUCACAUGGAGAUCGGAUGGCCAACAAACGUCCGACACAUCACUCACGUGACGUUCGAUAGAUUCCGUGGCUUCCUCGGUCUCCCGCACGAGCUUCAAGUCGAGAUCCCAUGUCGUGUCCCUAGUGCAAGUGUGAGUGUGUUUGGUGUCUCUGCGGAAUCAAUGCAAUGUUCUUAUGACAACAAAGGAAACAGUGUCCCAACUAUUCUAUUACUAAUGCAGCAAAGACUCUACUCUCAACAAGGUCUCAAGGCUGAAGGGAUCUUUAGGAUAAACCCUGAGAACAGCCAAGAGGAGCAUGUGAGAGACCAACUCAACAGAGGUGUUGUUCCUGAGAACAUUGAUGUGCACUGCUUGGCUGCUCUUAUCAAAGCCUGGUUUAGAGAGUUGCCUUGUGGGGUCCUUGAUGGUCUUUCUCCUGAGGAGGUUCUUAACUGUAAUACCGAGGAGGAAUCUGUUGAGCUUAUAAAGCAGCUGAAGCCUACUGAGUCUGCUUUGCUGAGUUGGGCUGUUGAUCUUAUGGCUGAUGUUGUUGAGGAAGAAGAGUUUAAUAAGAUGAAUGCGAGGAAUAUCGCCAUGGUUUUUGCUCCUAAUAUGACUCAGAUGACAGAUCCAUUAACGGCUCUUAUGCAUGCUGUUCAAGUUAUGAACUUGCUUAAGACCCUCAUCACCAGAACACUAGGCGAACGUGAAGAAGCCUCAAGCGGAUCAGAAGGAUAUUCACCAUCCCAUUCAUCAGAUUCCCAAACUGAUUCUGAGUCUGACAAUGCACAAGACAUGGAAGUUAGCUGUGAAUCACAAGGAACAGAUUCAGAAUCUGGAGGAGAAGAAGAACAACAAGAACAACAAGAUGAAAACGAUACUGGAUCAUUAAGCUCGAUAGAGGACUGCUUCUUGAGUCAGCUCAACGACAAUGCUAGAGUUUCAGACACCAGUAUGUCUGAAGACUUGAGCCCAAAAGGCUCUCCGGUGGUAUCACUCACAGACAACAAAAACAACACUUUAGGCUCAAGCACAAGCGACCAAGAUGAAUCUAUGACCGUCUAAUUUCAACACUUUAGGUAAACCAUCACAUUUCUUCUGCCUAAUCUGCUGGAGAGAGAGCAAACAAGAACCGGUUGUGUCUGUAAAUCAAUACAGAGAUUAUUGUCCACUUUGUUAGGGUCUUUAGGGAUUGUUGGUGCUGAGUCUGAUUAGGGUUCAGCAAGGGCUGAACCUGUCUGUGGACUGUUGUUGUAGUCCUUUACUCCAUGUUUGUGUUUGUCUGCGUGUGUUUUGCUGCGUGUGUUUUGCUGUUUGGUUUGUUGUAGCAAAGAUAAUGUGAUCUCUCUUUUACUUGAUUUCAUUUGAAACAAUGAA